UAGAACGGGUGAAGUAGUUGACGAAACAAUAUUUUGAUUUCCGCUCCCUCAGUGAUUUUGGUGAUUUUGAAUCCUUUUUCUCCUGCAUUUCCGGGGUUUCGUGGUGAACGUGACUCAUUGAAAUGUCGCGAAUUAUCUCGCGAAUCGACAUGGAGGUGUGUGGGGAUUGCGGAGCAUCGGAUCCCGCUUGGGCAUCAAUAAACAAGGGGAUCCUCCUCUGUGGGGAAUGCUGCUCAAUCCACCGAAGCCUGGGGCGUCACAUAUCGCAGGUAAAGAGCCUCCGGCAGGGCAAAUGGUCCCCGUCUGUGCUGAAUCUCGUCAACUCCCUGAAUAGUCAUGGGGCGAACAGUGUCUGGGAGCACCUCCUGAUAGAUUCGGCAACGCAGAAGCAUGGCUACAAGAAGCCCACACCAAAGGAUCCCCUGCAUUCGGUUAAAGCUGACUUCAUUCGUGCCAAACACGUCCAGGCCGCCUUCGUGCUACGCCCAAAUUUUGUGGAUGGGAACGUGAAGAACAUUGAGAGUGAACUCAAUAAGCAACUCCAUGCUUCCGUGAGGGCUCCCAAUCUUGAGACUUCCCUGAGGCUCAUUGUCCAGGGAGCGGAUCCAAAUUAUUUUCAUGAAGAAAAAGGCUCAACUCCACUUCAUGUUGCUGCAAAAUUUGGGCAACUAUCUCAAGUGGAGCUACUGAUAAUCUAUGGGGCGGAAAUUAAAGCUCUCGACAUAGCUGGGCAUACCCCAAUAGAUUUGGCACGAGCUGAAAAGCACACCCUUAUUGUUAAUCGACUCAUUGAGGCAAUGUACGAGGUGACGGACAGAAUCUGCAAUUUUCUCUGCAACCGCAAACCCGAUCACGCAGCAGGACAGCACAUUAUAAUCCCGGACCAAACGCAGGGAGAGAUCUUUGAGCAGCUCAAGAUUGCACGCGGGAAACUCUUCCUCAUUCCCAAUAAGAUGUUCGAGGAGCUGGUUAUGGAUCUGUACGAUGAGGUCGAUCGUAGGGAGAAUGAGGCCAUCUGGGUCACGAGUUCACUCAAUCCUGACUCCGGGGCGGUGCCGUUUUUGCCCACAAAUCCCCACCUGAGUGCCACGCGGAAUCAAGGGAGGCAGAAAUUGGCACGCUUCAGCCCUACGGAGUUUGCAGGAUUCCUCACGGAUGUCCUCAUUGAUGCCAAAAGGAGGCAAAAUAUGGCCAAUCUUCGACCACUAACCAACACCAUUACGGGUGUUACGGCAACUGAUAGGAAGCUCACUGUUUCGGAUUCAAAUCUCUCCGAUGAUGAGCCACUCUACGAUGCUGUUGCUUCCGAUGAUGACUACGCAGCUUUGGCUCCCAUUGGGCAGCAAGUCUACGGGAGUCCUCAGAUAAACAAUAGCGGUCUUCCUAAUCCCGAAAUAGACGUUCUGAAGAAACAACUCACAGAAUCUGAGACUACAAUAAGUGAAUUGAAAUCUCUGGUGCAGAAAUUAUCAACUGAGAAUUCGGAAUUAAAGUCGAGGUGUGACCCAUCAUCACCACCAUCAGAAACUAAUUUAAAAAUGCGCUCUGAUUCAAUGUCCACCGAUGAUAGGAUGGAGGAAAAGUCCCCGACGGAGAUGAGGCAGAACUUCCCAAAGCGUCCCGUCAGUAUGUUUGAGCCGCGUCAGACGAAUAGCUACAGCAAAAUGAACGUUACGGCGGACAAUAGGACGGCUACAUCGAUGUACCACAUGACGAGGCUCAAUCAAUCCGACUCGACGAUCUUCCCCACGUCAGAUGAGGUGAUUUGCCGCACUGACGCCAUCACGAAGCGCAUACAGGACCUCGUGGGUGCCAUGCAGGAUCUCACCAAGAAGAAUGCCUUUGUGCCGUGCGCCGAACGCAUCCAUGCUGCAGUUAUGGACCUCGUAAUCAUCUUCCCAACGACUUUGGAUAAUGAAGCGAUUAAGACAUCACUGUCGGAACUUACGAGCAAUAUUGAGGAAAUGCAAAUCUUCUGUCAAUGCCUGCAGGAUUCAGUUGUCACGGAGAAUCCUGAGGCGAUUGAUAAGUAUUUGCAGGAUGUACGUGCGUGUGCAUUUAAUCUGGCGAAAGCCACAAAGAUGCUCGUGACUGAGUUUCAGUUGCAGUAACUUUAAUGAUUUUGCCUCUUCAUCUCCCCUUUUUUUUAUUUCCUCUCUCCCAACCCUCAUCAUACUCACUAUUCGCAACGCCCUAUAACCCCUCCCCUCGACCUCGUUUUACGUCUUCGAUUUUUUUUUGGCCUUUUUUGAAAAAUCUAUAUUUUGCCUAAGAGAUUUUAUUGAUAAAACAACAUAAAGCG
Lutzomyia longipalpis is the source of this 2302-nucleotide messenger RNA. RefSeq names its product ARF GTPase-activating protein Git (gene Git). Gene Ontology annotation, molecular function: GTPase activator activity; protein binding. Gene Ontology annotation, biological process: brain development; regulation of ARF protein signal transduction. NCBI's taxonomy places the organism in Eukaryota, Metazoa, Arthropoda, Insecta, Diptera, Psychodidae. The record is from RefSeq and is a predicted model, not a curated record. The transcript is spliced from 6 exons. The coding region runs from base 123 to 2111 and encodes 662 amino acids.